AUCCUUUUGUUCUACCAUGAGUAUACGCAUACCCGUCAGAUUUCUUAGAACAUCGUCCAGAAGUUUAGCCAGAAGCAAGCCUUUGGCCUUCACUAAUUUAAAGAAUAUAAAGUUAAGAGAACCAAUUGUUCCAACUCAUCAAAAUUUCGAUGUUUCACCAGAUCAUCCCUUAUGGGCAUUCUUUGCCGAUGGAAACGAAUCUACCGCCGCUUUCCGCGAAAGUGAAGAUCUUGAUACCAGUUCCCGUGCCUGGUCCUUCCCAGAGUUACGUCGUAAAAGUUUUGAAGACUUACAUAAAAUAUGGUAUUUAACCUUGAAAGAACGUAAUAUUUUAGCUAGAGAACAUAAAGUGGCUUCAUACUAUUCAUAUCCAAAGUUAGAUACCUAUGAUGACGUUGAUAAUAAGUUGAAAUUGACCCAAAAAAGAAUUAAACAAGUUUUAUUAGAAAGACAGGUUGCAAAUGAAAGAGCACAAACUUUAACCGAAGAACAAGAAUCUUACUUGAAUGAAUUCAAACAAAACUACAUUGAAGCUGGUGAAGCCGAUAUCAUUUCCUGGAAUGAAAAAUUAAUCAGAUUACAAUAUGCAUUUUUUGGAAUUGAACCUCAAUUACAAGAUUACGACUUGGCUCAAGAUAUAAACCUUACUUUCAUUAAAGGUUUGGACUUUGUUGCGGACUUAAAGGUCAGCAGACAUUUGGCUUCAAAUCCAGAUUCUAUCAGCUUGCCAUUAAACGGUGUUAUUGAACAAUUGCCAUUCUUACUUCGUAGUACUGAAGAUGCCGUCAAUGAAGUUAAUGCUUUAAGAGAAGCCGGCCACUCCCUUAAAUUAGACAAGAUCGAUGUUCUUCCAUUCUUAAGAAAUGCUCUCGAAAAAGCCAUUGCUGAAGAAGCAGCUGAAGCUGAGGAAGAUGCUUAGUCUUUUUAAAUCUUUAAUCGGGUUUUCCCUAUUUUGUACUUUAUUUCAUACUCGUGUACAUAGCUUUGAAUCUCUCAAUUCUAGACGUAAUUUGCAAUUAUAUUCAUAACCUUCACGUAAGCAAUGUUUGGUUAAACUACCC
Molecule: messenger RNA, 1061 nt
Organism: Hyphopichia burtonii NRRL Y-1933
Lineage: Eukaryota; Fungi; Ascomycota; Pichiomycetes; Serinales; Debaryomycetaceae
Product: mitochondrial 54S ribosomal protein uL29m
Exons: 1
Coding region: 17-919 (300 amino acids)
Biological process (GO): mitochondrial translation
Cellular component (GO): mitochondrial ribosome; mitochondrial large ribosomal subunit
Molecular function (GO): structural constituent of ribosome
Source: RefSeq, a predicted model, not a curated record